This is a messenger RNA of Prorocentrum cordatum, 423 nucleotides long. Lineage: Eukaryota; Dinophyceae; Prorocentrales; Prorocentraceae. The record is from the annotation of a GenBank genome assembly.
AUGCUCAUUUGCCGAGUGCAGUUUGCAAGUGCAACUCUCGCUGCCUGCAGGCAGCAUGAGCUCUCAUGGCGUAGGCUCCUGUGGGUUGCUCAUGGUGCGGGCUCUGAUUCUCCAAUGCAGUUCCAGUACGUCAAGUACGGUUGGUUUGGCAGCCUGAAGAUCUUCUCGAAGGCUGCGUUCGAGACGCUCCUGGGGUCGACGGCCUCGUGCGAGAACGGUGGGAACGACUGGAAGGUGGGCAUAGAUGGUGGCAAGUUGGGGCCCAUGGGCGAGGACCUGUUUGCGCAGGCCUGCCUGGACGCGAACGGCGCUUUGGAUCGGGUGCGGCUCCAAGCUGGACGGGACCGCUGCUCUGGUGAAAAGCGAGUUUCACAGUUCGAGAGCGGACUGCCAGGCGGUCGCGCGCUCCCACAUACGGCGUGA